AUCGCGCAAGUGCAGACCCUCUGCUUCUGCCGCAAACGGCGGGCCUCACCUGGACCCGGGGACUCUUCAACGAGGGGCGCUAGCCUGGCCCGACUGGGCGAGUCCCCGCGUCCCUGCCCGUUCCGUCGCUCAGUUCCACGACUCGCUCCCCUGCCGCCCCGCCUGUUCGCGGGUGGGUGGGCGCUUCCCUCGGCUCCCCGUGACACUUUGCAGACGCUCCCCGGCGCCGGGCAUGGGCGCCGCCGCCGUCGGUCCCCGAGCCGGAUUCCGCGCGCGGGAGCCCACGUCCCCAGCUCACUUCUCCCCCAGGACCUAGGCGGCUGGGCCCCCUGCCCCUGACUCCAGGAGCCCAGGAGUUUGAAGCCCAGGCGCGUUUUGCCUCAGUCCUGGGGUCCAGGCUCCCUCCUCCCUCAGACCAGGGGUCCAGGCCAGAAGGUCCCUCCUGUCUCAAUUCACCUCCCCCAGGAUGGACCCUCCAGUCCAUCUGCGUCUCUCCAUUUGUGGCUGCCGUUUCUGUCCAGUGCCCCUGAGGCCCUCGGCUGCUGGGGUCCGCAGGAAGCCGCGCCAUGAAUGACCGGAGCAGCCGGAGGCGGACAAUGAAGGACGAUGAGACCUUCGAGAUCUCCAUUCCCUUCGAUGAGGCACCCCACCUAGACUCACAGAUCUUUUACAGUCUGAGCCCCUCUCGGAGAAACUUCGAGGAGCCUCCGGAGGCUGCGUCCUCCACCCUGGCUCUGAUGAACAGCGUCAAGGCCCAGCUGCACAUGGCUCUGGAGAGGAACUCCUGGCUGCAGAAGCGCAUCGAGGACCUGGAGGAAGAGAGGGACUUCCUGCGGUGCCAGCUGGACAAAUUCAUCUCUUCUGCUCGGAUGGAGGCAGAGGACCACUGCCGGAUGAAGCCUGGGCCCAGGCGGAUGGAGGGGGACAGCCGUGGUGGGGCUGGGGGCGAGGCCUCGGACCCUGAGUCAGCAGCCUCCUCCCUCAGCGGAGCGUCCGAAGAAGGCAGCGCCAGUGAGAGGAGGAGGCAGAAGCAGAAGGGAGGUGCUAGUCGGAGGCGCUUUGGGAAGCCCAAGGCCCGGGAGAGGCAGCGAGUGAAGGACGCCGACGGGGUUCUCUGCCGGUACAAGAAGAUCCUAGGCACCUUCCAGAAGCUCAAGAGCAUGUCGCGGGCCUUCGAGCACCACCGCGUGGACAGGAACACCGUGGCGCUGACCACGCCCAUCGCCGAGCUGCUCAUUGUGGCCCCCGAGAAGCUGGCCGAGGUGGGCGAGUUCGACCCCUCCAAGGAGCGCCUGCUCGAGUACUCCCGCCGCUGCUUUCUGGCUCUGGACGACGAGACGCUCAAGAAGGUGCAGGCGCUCAAGAAGAGCAAGCUGCUGCUGCCCAUCACCUACCGCUUCAAGCGGUGAUCGCACCACGCCUCCGCGCCUCCACCCGGGCCUUCCUCCCCCGUGGACCCCGGUGGAUGACCUGCCCCUCUCCCCGCCGCGCCCCUGCGCCUCCUCCUCGCCCCCUGGGUUGGGGGCUCCCUUAGCCGGGCCCCCAAGCGCGACGGCCCCGGACCGGCCGCGGCCCCUUCCCGAACGCCGGCACCCCCUUUCGCUUGGGCUGCCCAGCCCUGUCCUCGCCGGGCCCCUUCCUCCUGGAAAACCAGGCAGGCGGGUGCCCCUCCCCCCCCCUCGAGUAGGGGACUGUACAGACCCCGUCUCCGCCCCGGCCCCGCGGAGGAGCUGCCCACCUGAUUCCCGGACAGACCUCCCCAACUCCGCGUGAGACAGAGAAUUAUUCAGAGAAUUUAAAUUAAAAAACGACGUCAAAAUUUGGAGUAAA
Messenger RNA from Gorilla gorilla gorilla (western lowland gorilla), 1830 nucleotides. RefSeq names its product coiled-coil domain containing 106 (gene CCDC106). The transcript is spliced from 6 exons. The coding region runs from base 567 to 1409 and encodes 280 amino acids. Lineage: Eukaryota; Metazoa; Chordata; Mammalia; Primates; Hominidae. Gene Ontology annotation, cellular component: nucleoplasm. The record is from RefSeq and is a predicted model, not a curated record.